AUGUCCCAUAAGACGGAGGAAGACUACGUUGCAGUAUUACAGGCCAUUGUGGAUGCCAUCCAGGAGACGAGUGUUGAAGAGUUCAUGGUGGAUUUUGAAGUUGGUGCCUGGUUAGCCAUCCGCCGUGUCUUUCCUGCAGUUGCUAUCAAGGGGUGUGUGUUCCACUGGACCCAAGCAGUCUGGAGGCAUGUGCAGUCCUGUGGUUUGGUGAGGGCGUACAGGGAGCAGGAAGCAGUCCACAAGUACAUCCGCCAACUACUUGCGCUACCCUUUCUACCUGCCCAGCACAUCAUUGCCACCUUCCCGCACCUUAGAGACAGAGCCAACACACCCCAACUAGAGGACCUUGUCAACUACAUCGAUCGUCAGUGGUUCCAUCACCGGGUGUUCCGGGUGCAGGACUGGUCCAUUUUUCAACGCACCAUCCGGACCAAUAACGACGUCGAAGGAUGGUUGUGA
Molecule: messenger RNA, 459 nt
Organism: Saccostrea cuccullata (small rock oyster)
Lineage: Eukaryota; Metazoa; Mollusca; Bivalvia; Ostreida; Ostreidae
Exons: 3
Coding region: 1-459 (152 amino acids)
Source: RefSeq, a predicted model, not a curated record